CAAUCCUUGAAGGUUCUGCAAGUAAUGCCGUGCAGAGGCUCGCCGGCUGAUCACCCAUCGGAGCUGCUCAAGUGUCCUGCUUUCAAACAUAAAGCGACAUGAAUUUCGGACAGGCGCCUCGGCCAACGAGCCAGAACCCGCCUGGGAAGGGCCUUCCCGCCGGGCGGAUCGCGUCGAAAGGGGGUAGAAUUGCAUCCAGUGGUAUGAGCAGGACGCCAUUAGGGGAGAGUUUGCAGGGAAAUGCCAGCGUGGGAAUCCCUCGGGAUUUGCCAGACCCAAACAACACUGGCAAGGGCGAGCGGCGUCGAAACGUUGCGGCCGCAGUGCGGUCAGCAGAUUCCACUACAGCAAAUGCUGGAGCACCACAGCGCGUGGCAGCACUGGCGCGUCGACCGCGCGUAUCGGCUGUCGGCUUGCCAGGUGCGGCUGCACCCUCGGCGGCCCUAUCUCCUGCCAUUCGAGUCGACAGCACCUCCUUUGAGGAGUGGAUGAAGAUGGCGACGGACAACAAGAUCAACUCCACAAACACAUGGAACUUUGCGCUCAUCGACUAUUUCCACGACAUGAGUCUCUUGCGCAAUGACUCGGGCGACGGCAGCAUCAAUUUUCAAAAGGCAAGCUGUACACUGGACGGGUGCAUUAAGGUCUGGACGAGCAGAGUCGACUCGGUAGUCGUCGAGACAGGGAGACUGCUCAACGGCCUGCAAGACGACUUGAAUGCAGGAAAGGAGAAAGGGAAGCGGGGCAAGGGGGAAGAAGGAGACGAUGAGGAUAUUGAGGACGGCACAGGGGACGAGGACGAUGAUGGAGGCGGCGUCGGGGGUAAGAAGCGCAAAAGGUCCAAGGCCAAGGAGUCAACCCUCGCCAAAGACUUCAGUCAGAUCCAAAUCAAGAAACUCGACCUUGAAUUCACCGUGGAUCCGCUCUUCAAAAAGACCAGCGCUGAUUUCGACGAGGGUGGCGCCGGUGGCCUGCUCAUGAAUCACCUCGGUGUGGACCACAACGCCAGAAUCGUGUUUGAUGCUGGAGACGCUGUGGGUAUUGCAGAUGACGAAGAUCCAGGAAUGGCGGAGAUCGCAGACGAGUCCUAUGAUGGGGCAGACGAUGCUGCCGGCGCAGCUGCAGCGGCAGGACCCGUGGCAGGCUUGAACGCCCCAAUCGAAAUGAUCGACAUAGGAAGGCUUCGUGCCAAGCUAUGCGGCAGUGAGGAUGUUGUAGAAACCGACACUUUGGCGCAGAUGCUCGCGCGGCGUACGAUCUGUCCGACAUUUGCGUCCUUCCGCUUUUCCAAAGACGACAUCUCGUUAUUCGAUGACCUUGCUGGCGGAGCAAAUGCGGAUGAUACUUUUGACAGUGCAGGCGAUGGUGGACUCAGUUUUGGCGGGAGCGGCGUUGGGUAUGACCAGUUGGCACAACUCGAGGAUAUGCCAGACUUUGGUGAAGCAGAUGGCGAAAUGGACUUUUUCGCGGAUGCAGGCCCUGGCACCAAUGGCCUCAGCGCCACAGACUAUGCAGCGGACAACUUUGACGACAUGGGCGACGACUACGGAAUGGAAACUGUGGCAGCCGGCACAGGUGGGCACGGACGGCUAGGCGACAGCAUGGUACCCAAUCGCAAUGGACCAGAUCUCUUCAUGGCGCUCGGAGAUAUUCGCGCUGCUGCGGAUGGCGAAGAUGGAAAUGGACUCUUCGAUUACUUCGACCAGAGGCUGGCGAAGAACUGGGCUGGGCCAGAGCACUGGAAGAUGAGGCGAGCUUUGCCGACGGGCAACAAGGAGAAUCCUGCUGGCCUUGGCGAUGCCGAGCGCGUCAAAGGCUCUAAGAAGAUCAAAGAGCCGUUCGUUAUCGACUUCUUGAGCGAGGAGGGGGCCAUUUCGACGAAGGAGCUAUUUGAAGCCGACAGUCGGGGUGCCAGUAUCAAUUUGCCCAAGAGGCCAAAAUCCACCAAGGCAGAUCUCUACUUGCUGCCAGAGGAUCGCCAUUUCAACUCAAAGCAGCUACUCCGCCUCUUCUCAAAGCCCCGGAUGGCGCUCAAUAUCCGGCGUCAUGGGGAUCGACUCCUCAUGCAAGACAUGCCUCAGGCGGACGAGGUAGAUCAGGACUUCUGGGCCCAAGCAGCCGCCACGCGUGAAGGCGCUGACGGUCCUGACUUUGACGAUUCUAUGUCGACGAGCGCUGCUCCAUAUGAGACGCAAUCACAAUACGAUUACAACGAUGAGCUCCCGCCAAUGGAAGACGGAGGGCCGAUCUCCUUCGGCAACGCGACGCAGGAGGUGGAUAUGGACGAAUCUGAGCUCAUGGGCCAAACGCUACGCAAGGUGAAACCCGAAUAUGUCAACUAUGCCAAGAAGGCGAAACGGGUCGACAUCCGCAAGCUCAAAGAGACCAUCUGGAAGGAAUUGGCGAUACCUCGUUCAUGUUCGGCAAGCGAUACUGAUGGAGAGUCUGGUCCUCCAACUCCUCAAGACGAGCCAAGAACAUUUUUAGAUGUUGUCAGCGGCUUGCGCAAAACAUACCCUAAGGAUAAGAUGGAGGAGAUCAGCACUUCCUUCUGUUUCAUCUGCCUUUUGCAUUUGGCCAACGAGGAGGGACUUUCUCUCAGUGCUUCCAUCGGACCGCAGGGUAGCUCUGGAGAGGACAGUUUCGCGUCCAGAACGGCUGCUUUAGACCUUAGCUCCGGCAAUGCAUUCGAGCACAUGGCCAAAGCUGGUCUCGGAAUUACGAGCAAUGACGUUGACGAUGCACUUGGCGGUGAAGAUGCGGCAGAUGGUGCCGAACGUAUCGGGGCUUUAGAAUGGGUUCGGAUUGAGAAGGACCCAAAUGCUGGUCGAAGUGCUUGACCUGCUCACUCUUUCUAUUUUCUCGGUUGGUUGUAUUAUACAGGCUAGUUGCGGUGCACUUUAUUCUGUUUGACUGA
Messenger RNA from Tilletiaria anomala UBC 951, 2917 nucleotides. RefSeq lists its product as uncharacterized. The record is from RefSeq and is a predicted model, not a curated record. Gene Ontology annotation, cellular component: condensin complex. NCBI's taxonomy places the organism in Eukaryota, Fungi, Basidiomycota, Exobasidiomycetes, Georgefischeriales, Tilletiariaceae. The transcript has 6 exons. Gene Ontology annotation, molecular function: chromatin binding. Bases 99 to 2840 code for a protein of 913 amino acids. Gene Ontology annotation, biological process: mitotic chromosome condensation.